UCUAAGACUGGAAGAGGAGCUGGGGAUAUAGCGCCAGGGCCCAGCCCUAGCGCCACGCUGGUUCUCCGAUAGAGGUACUUUCCCUUGGCGCCUAGAUUAGGGUAUAGAGAUCCGAGCUCCGCGCAUCCAGAAGUCCUGGUCCGGCAGCACGGCAGCGCGGCGAAAAUGCCGUCGGCAUUCAAAUCCUCGCCCAGGCACCAGAUCAACAUCAAGGAGAAUGGAGUGGCAGCGAUCGAGGAGGCAGCGCUUUCCAGGCGCGGGUCGGGCGAUUUCGGCUACGACGAGGAUGCUUUCACGCGGCUCAAGGUAGCGCAGGAUUGCCUCAUCGAGGAUCUCGAGUGCAAGAUCGUGGUUUCCAGCGUCGUAGGGCAAUCCGUGCUGAGGGGUAUUGUGAGAGCUCUCUCGGAUGAGUCUCUGGCUCUACUGGCCGAGAAGAAUGCGGAGAUUGGUCGGCUGGAGAGCGAGAAGAGCCGGGCAGCGGAGGAGAGCUCGUCGAAGAUGAAGAAGCUUGCGUCGGAGUUUCUGGAAAAGAUGAAGGAGAACGAGAUGAGUCUGCUGGAGAAGGAGCGGGAUCUGUCCAAGAUGGCGGAGAACUUGAUAGACUUGACGUUCCGGUUGCAAGGGGAGAGCCUUAACAGUGUUGCUCUCGAGAAGAAGAUCAAGGACAUAGUUGCUAGGGACUCCGGCAAGCAAAGGAGGAUCAAUGCUCUCAGCGAAGAGAUCGAGGACUUGAAGCGGGAGAGGAGCUCAGAGGUUGAGAUGCUCAGGAGUGAGAUCAGGAUCAAGGCGGCCAGGCACAGAGAACAACUGGAGGAGGUGGCUGCGGAGAACGAGGCCCUGAGAGAAGAAAACUUGGAACUAGUGUCCACGAUUUCGGCGCUGGAGAAGGUGAACGAGGAAGUUUGCCAUUUGAUCGAAGCUCAGAAGGAAAGCAUGGAGGCAAUGGAGGGUCUCCAGUCACGUCUCGAGGAAGAGAGAACGCAGCAUGAACAGGAGAUAAACAUUCUUAUGGAUGUUUACGAGGGGCAAGUCGAGGACUUUUAUAGUCACAGGAAGGUGGAACAUGAAACGGAGAUGGACAAGGCUUCUCUCGGCACAGACGAGUCUGUUAGUAUACCGGGUAGCGGAGAAAACACGAUGUCUCAGCAACAGGUGGUGGACGAAAUGACGAAAAUGGCGAUGCAUGAACUAGAGAAGGAGAUCAUACUAGACUGCUUCACGGGCUUUUCUGAGGACAUCAGGGACGCUGCGGACUUUGAUCCGGGGAGGGCGCAAGGGACGGACAUGGCUCGCCAGGGAUCUUUGGAAUUCCAAAAGUAUGUUCGGUACUGCAAAUCUCGAAGUCGAGCACGACUUCCCAGUACGACAUAUGUUCCUGAAGGGCUUAUAGAACAACAUCAUCAGUACCAGAUUGAAUUGGACGUUCUUCUUGAAUAUUUUGUGAGGAAACUUCAGGAGCUUGCGAGCUCCGGUAUUGGGAGGUCCGACUCGAUUAGUACCGAAGAUGUUGGAGGUCAAACCGUUUCGCAGGUUGCCGAUCUUCAAAGAGAAAACGCAAAGCUACGAAGGGAAAAGGAACAGGUUUUGGUAGAGAAGACGGAGGAAAUGUUCAGGUUGAAGCGGGAUUUCUUCAAGGAGCUUGAUAAACUGAAGCUGGAAGGCGGCCAGUACGAGUUUGGAAUCUUGAAGAAGCAAUUUGCUGAUAGCAGACAGAAGCUGGACAGGAUUCUGGACAAAAGGCAAGGUGAUUCUUGUCAACCAUCCCCAAGCGCUUGCAUCGACGAGCACAGCGACACGGACAGUGUGUCGUCACGCAGUGAAUCGUUUACGAAUGACUACGGAAGAUUCACGGAGGAGUUACCCGUUCUAGUUUCCGAGCUCCAAAAUGAUAUUCAGCAGCUGAUGCUGGACACUGGAAUGGCCAAGCCAGAUGACAGCACUCAAAGAACACAGUCAGAUGUUCAGCACGACUUGAGUGUCUUGAGUAUGGAAUACGAAUCUGCACUCAAAGCGCUAGAGGACGAGAAGCGUCAGAACUUCGCUUUCACGGUAGAACUUCAGGAGUUGGAACACAAUAUAAAUCUUUCGAACGGGGAGCUGGAAAGACUCUUGAAGCAAAUAGAGAUGGAGAAGCAAGCAAGGAUGAACAAGGAAGGGGAGUUGCAGAACGUUAAGCAGGACGCAUGUCUGAUCAAGCGGCAGUUAGACGUCGUGCUUGCUCAGCUAGAAACUGAAAGGGCUCACAAGACGCGCAUAGGAUCCGAGCUAGAACUUGCAACUCAACGGCUAGAAUCACUACAGAAGGAGCUGAAUGACGUGCUAAAAGUGAAGGCGGCAAUAGCAGAAGAUCACAAAAAACUACGUGGUGAAGUAAGCGCCCUUCAUCGAGGAAUUUUUGAUACCCGCAACGAUCUGCGACAAUUCAUCGAAAAAAAUAUGAAGACCGUAGCAGAGAAUUUCGCGACUGUGGGACGAACACUUGAAGAAAAUGAUGCGAGAAUCGCGAAGCUCAACAAGCGGAUGGCGUCCUUGAGCAAGUACACGAAAGCGAAAGACGUUGAUCGCAAACGGAAAUUAAGCAACUACCUCAGAAAUCUACGAAAGGCUGAGGAAGAGGUGGACUUACUUGGUGACGAAAACGACUAUCUUGUGAACUUGCUGGAAAGAGUUUUUGUAGCGCUGGAGCAUUACUCCGCGGCUCUUCGACAUUAUCCUGGGAUUGUCGAUCUUUCGAAGCUGAUAAAGGAGGAACUCGUGGCACGAGUAGAACACUAGCUACGCGAAUAUUCCGAGGUUUUGUUAAAUAACAGACUGCUGACGUGGAACGCAAAGCUUUUGGCGUCUCGAAGCGCGGCAAAAGGUAGAUUCUGCCAAAAUGUCAGAAGAGGCGGAGGAGGAACUGUCAACGGCAAGCGAGGAAGAGCUUUCAUCUGUAGGAAAUCCCGUUGAAGGUCCAAACCAAAAACAUCUGAAGGUGGUUCAUAAGAACUACAGGGUAAUCGAGAAGAGCAGGCAAUCCUAUCACAAUGAAAGCGAGAACAUCCUGCGGAAGCAAGAGGCUUUGCUCGCCAGUCUUGAAACAGAGAAUCGAGGGAUUCGGGAGAAAAUCGAGACGUAUUACAUUCCGGAUGUCAGUCGGCAAGCAACCUCUCUGCAGUCCGAGGCCGACAAGUUCAGUCAGAUGGUCAUAUUUGAAGCCAAAAGGCUGGAAGGGCUGGAAGGCUCUUUGCGAGAAUCAUAUGCUGGCUUGAGGGAAGCGAAGAAAAACAUGGGAGGUAUUUUCAAUGCGAGGGAUAAGUACAAGCAAGCUGUGAUACGAGUUGCGAUUACCGAAAACCGGCUGCAAAAGGCUGUUAUCGA
Messenger RNA from Selaginella moellendorffii, 3360 nucleotides. Its product is annotated as WPP domain-associated protein. The transcript has 8 exons. The record is from RefSeq and is a predicted model, not a curated record. The coding region runs from base 166 to 2775 and encodes 869 amino acids. Lineage: Eukaryota; Viridiplantae; Streptophyta; Lycopodiopsida; Selaginellales; Selaginellaceae.